Elaeis guineensis (African oil palm) is the source of this 564-nucleotide messenger RNA. RefSeq lists its product as uncharacterized. The record is from RefSeq and is a predicted model, not a curated record. NCBI's taxonomy places the organism in Eukaryota, Viridiplantae, Streptophyta, Magnoliopsida, Arecales, Arecaceae.
ACUGGGGAAAGAAAAGGGAUACACGUGUCAUGCAUAGCUUGAUUGACGGUAGAUCGUCAGGGAGAUGAGAGAGAAAUUGCAUCUCUGUUUGACUCUACUUUCUGUUACAAUAAAUACAGGCCAUUGUAAUCAUUGUGGGAUGUGAAAUUUAUCAAUAACAAAUGCAGAAGAGAAUAAUACCCUCUUUCUGGUUCCUAAUCAUUGAGUUCUUGUGUGUUCUUGGAUUGCUUCUGUGAUUCCCUUUAACAUUGGUAUCAAAGCUUGCGGUCCUUGGCAAUGGCGGAAGGAACUCGAUUGCAUGAUUGAGAAAGAAGACUGGUCGCAAUGAUGGAGGAGCUGGAGCUUCGACAAGAUCAAUUGCGAAGGUGGACAAAAGUGAGACAUCAACAGGCUUUUGAUGAGAUCAAGAGCUUGAUUGUUGGUCUCAGCUUACAGAAUAUGGAGAGAGUGGGUGAAAGGCCUGUUGAAGAGGAAGAGAGGGAAAAUCGAGAUGGAAGAAUCAAGCGUGGGUGGAGCCAUUCCACAAAGCUUGAAUUUUCAAGAUUUGAUGGUGAAGGAUUGAAA